Molecule: messenger RNA, 1203 nt
Organism: Elgaria multicarinata webbii
Lineage: Eukaryota; Metazoa; Chordata; Lepidosauria; Squamata; Anguidae
Gene: FAM174A
Product: family with sequence similarity 174 member A
Exons: 3
Coding region: 125-586 (153 amino acids)
Source: RefSeq, a predicted model, not a curated record
GGGAACAGAGGCCGCGUAGCUCGGCGUCCAUGGCAGCGCCGUGGGCGGCCGGAAAGAUGGGCUCUUCCGCCUCCCUUCUUUCCUCUUUCCUUGGAGGGCCCGUCGGCGCUUAGGGCGGGGAGCGAUGCGGUGGGCGCCGCCGCCGCCUUUCCCGCUGUCGCUCUUACCUGGGCUGCUUCUGGUGGCCGCGCUGUGCGGAGGGGGAGGAGGAGCCGCUGCCCACCCGGAGCCCGGCCCUACGACGCCUUCACACAUCGACGUGCCCGCGGCCACCACCGGGUCUCCCGACGGCGGCGAGGCGGCGCGGAGCAGCAAUGCGAGUAGCAACAGCUUCGCCGCCGGGCCUGUCCCGUCUGAGGCCUCCCAGCCCAGGACCCAGCGCGCCCUCUCGGUGCUCGUCCUGGCCAGCGCCGCCCUCAUCGUCUACUUCGUCAUCCGGACCGUGCGAUUAAGACGAAGAAACAGAAAGACGCGGAGGUAUGGAGUUCUAGACACAAACAUAGAAAAUACAGAGCUGACACCAUUAGAGCAAGAGGAUGAUGAUGAUGAUACCACACUGUUUGAUGCAAAUCAUCCUCGAAGAUAAGUAUGUGCCUUUCAGAAAAAGAUUUCAAUCGUGGAGCAACAAAAGAAGGCUGAUCAGAAGGAAUAAGAAGCCAAUAUCAGGGUUGGGGGCUAUAUAAAUGACAUAUAUUAUGGCAUCCUUAGUUUGUUGCAAUAAACGCUAACAUUUUACUGUACCUUUUGUAUAUACAGAAAUAUUUUAAGUUCGAAACCUAUGGAAAUAGUGCACUAAACUUCAAACCUAUUUUGAACAGGGUAUUUUCUGCUUGUGUUAAUUCUGUAUUGUGGUCUCCCCUUCUGAAAUACUUUUGUGGGUUUCUUGUCCAUUUUUUUUAAUUGUCAAGUGUGGUAACUUAGUUAUGCAGCUAGUUCUGCCUUCUCAAACCUGGGUGUCUUCCAAAUGUUUUGGAUCACACCCCAGUAUUCCUGACUAUUGCCUGAGGCUCAUGAAAAAUGAAGUCCAAAACAUCUGGAGGGUACCAGGUUAGGAAAGGCUCUGCUUGUCUUUCAUUUAAUAGAAAUAACUUGCCAAUUCUAACUACCCAUCUGUCUGGGGAGUAUUUUUUGCUUUGUGGACUGGAUGUGCACUACAUCUGUGUGAGUGAUGCAAAUAAAUGUUUACAGUAUUCCUAACAUUCA